Messenger RNA from Lepus europaeus (European hare), 1678 nucleotides. It is a transcript of the gene GNB3, whose product is annotated as G protein subunit beta 3. The record is from RefSeq and is a predicted model, not a curated record. The transcript is spliced from 10 exons. NCBI's taxonomy places the organism in Eukaryota, Metazoa, Chordata, Mammalia, Lagomorpha, Leporidae. Bases 186 to 1208 code for a protein of 340 amino acids. Gene Ontology annotation, cellular component: cytoplasm; heterotrimeric G-protein complex. Gene Ontology annotation, molecular function: signaling receptor complex adaptor activity; protein binding. Gene Ontology annotation, biological process: G protein-coupled receptor signaling pathway.
UACCCCCCUGACCCCCCCAGCCGGGGCCAGGCCAGGCCAGCUCCUCUGGCAGCAGAGCUGGGGCAGGUGACAGGCAGCGGGUGUCGCAGCCGAGGGAGUGAGGAGGCGCCUGGGAACGGAGCUGGAAACCUGGGAGCCGUCCAGCCAGAGCCCAAGAGCCGGAGCUACCCCUCGACCGGUCAGCCAUGGGGGAGAUGGAGCAGCUGAGACAGGAAGCAGAGCAGCUCAAGAAGCAGAUCGCAGACGCCAGGAAAGCCUGUGCCGACAUUACCUUGGCAGAGCUGGUGUCUGGCCUAGAGGUGGUGGGACGAGUCCAGAUGCGGACCCGGCGGACACUAAGGGGGCAUCUGGCCAAGAUCUAUGCCAUGCACUGGGCCACUGAUUCCAAGCUGCUGGUAAGUGCCUCCCAGGACGGGAAGCUCAUCGUGUGGGACACCUACACCACCAACAAGGUGCACGCCAUCCCACUGCGCUCCUCCUGGGUCAUGACCUGUGCCUACGCCCCGUCAGGGAACUUUGUGGCGUGCGGGGGGCUGGACAACAUGUGUUCCAUCUAUAGCCUCAAAUCUCGUGAGGGCAACGUUAAGGUCAGCCGGGAGCUCUCUGCUCACACAGGUUAUCUCUCCUGCUGCCGCUUCCUGGACGACAACAACAUUGUGACCAGCUCUGGGGACACCACGUGUGCCUUGUGGGAUAUUGAGACGGGGCAGCAGAAGACUGUGUUUGUGGGGCACACGGGUGACUGCAUGAGCCUGGCUGUGUCUCCCGACUUCAAACUCUUCAUUUCGGGGGCCUGUGAUGCCAGCGCCAAGCUCUGGGACGUGCGGGAGGGGACCUGCCGUCAGACUUUCACUGGCCAUGAGUCGGACAUCAACGCCAUCUGUUUCUUCCCCAAUGGAGAGGCCAUCUGCACUGGCUCGGAUGACGCCUCCUGCCGCCUGUUUGACCUGCGGGCGGAUCAGGAGCUGACCGCCUACUCCCACGAGAGUAUCAUCUGCGGCAUCACAUCCGUGGCCUUCUCCCUCAGUGGCCGCCUGCUCUUCGCAGGCUAUGACGACUUCAACUGCAAUGUCUGGGACUCCAUGAAGUGUGAGCGUGUGGGCAUCCUCUCUGGCCAUGACAACAGGGUCAGCUGCCUGGGGGUCACGGCCGACGGGAUGGCUGUGGCCACUGGUUCCUGGGACAGCUUCCUCAAAAUCUGGAACUGAAGAGGCUGGAGGAGGGGGUGUGGAAGGCCAUGAAGACACCCAGCUGCCCCUCCCACAUCCAAUCUCAUUGAUUCUCUCUCCUCUAUCCCAGAUGCCACUGCUGCUUUCUCCUUUGAGGGCGGGGGGGAAUAUGGGGAGUGUGCCUUUGGGAGGUUGCAUCAGGGACACAGGGGCAAAGAACUGCCCCAUCACCUCCCACGGCCCCUCUCUCCAUAGUCCUCACAACCCCUCCCUUGCCCAGCAAAGAAAACAGACCCUCCCCAGCCUUCGCAAGCCCAGCAGGACCAGUGUAAGAGCCCAGGCCCUAGGAUUCCUCCCCAGAGCUGCUCCCUUUGCCCAGGUCUGGGUGGUGUAGGGCACUCAGCCCCGUCACUGUGACUCUGGCACCACGAGGCACCUGGGUCCCUUCUCCUUUUUCUGCCAUUUGCCCUCUCUCCUAAGGCACCUGCAAUAAAGUAUAGUCUGGUACA